CUGAUGCUACAAAGCAGCCAUUGGAAUCACAAGUAUAGUCAAGAAUUCCGCACACGCGUUAUGACAAGCUACGGAAGCUCUGCAGAUGAAGUGCCAGACUUCGACUCGACGGAACCAUCGGACGGCAAAAGUUUACAGGGUCUUUCCAGAGACUAUGAGAUGCCUUGCACAGCAACCGACCAAAUAACGUGCCACAUUGUCCAGCACCUGCCUGCUUUGAACAAGUGGCUGCUUUACAACCAAUCUCAGCUCCGAGAGUCAACGGGAAAGUGUGGACAGUUUUCACUAGUGAUCUGGCGUUGGCCCGUCCUGAGGACUUCAACGGAUGACACACUCCGCAAGCGGCGUCAAGCAGACAUUCUCCUGAACGGGCUACUAAAGACACAUCGGUGCAUCGGAGAAAUUAACUUCCUUUCAUGUGAAUUAGCCACCGAACACUCACCGGACAUUCGUUCGGACGCUCUUGCACAAAACUCAUCCGUUAAAGUGCUAAAGCUGAACACUAACCACAUAAACGACCGCCUUUGGGCUGCCAUUUGCUCACUAGUACAGAUUGAGGAAUUCAAAAUCGAGCCCGGCAAGUUCUGUAGCUCUCCAGUACCCUCUGCACUAGCGGCCCUUCUGCGGACAGCGCAGUCUCUGAUCUCCCUCGGUGUUCCAGACUUGUGGUUCGAUGAAGCUCAAGCUAACGAAUUUCUGACAGCGCUCACUGCAAACGCAACUUUGAAGGAGCUUUCGAUCCGGGAGUCCAUGAGAUAUGGCCCUUUGCUGUUAAAUCGCUCCGCGUUUGCCGAGUUUCUCAAGAGUACGCUCACCCUCACCACUCUGACCAUCACGAUCCCAUUUUCUGCGUGUUACCAGCAAGCACAAAAUCACUGGCUCUGGAUCCUAGAGGGUCUCGUUAAGAACCGGACAAUUCAGAAUGUGAGCCUCGCAUACGUGAUAGUGGACGAAGAAAGCUCCGCGCUAAUAACCAAGAUUUUCGCAGAAAAUAAGGUUAUUCGCACAUUCAGCAUGAUUUCAAAGAGAGAACGUUUGGAUGCUCGAUUUAUGUCGAUGUCUGAAUGCUGGCUUCGGGCGCUCGCCGAGAACAAUACUCUAGAAAAUAUACGAUUACAUAUUGCCAUAUGGACGACGAAACAGUGGAAGCACUUCUUCAGUACAAUUGCGAAGCAGAAAAAUAUGAAAAGAGCAACCAUUCAAGUGACCCUUGGUGAUCGCCAUCUGCUGCCGGAGUUGUGUAAGAUGUUGAAAGAAACCGGUGCUGAAGACAAGGUGUCUCUAGGACAGUUCAACGUUGGAGAGGAACGUGGAAUAGUCGAAUGCAAGGCAAUCUCAGGUCUGCAUGCUUUUAAGGGCCAAUACGCUAAAGCUGAACUCUGCAGCAUUUUGAAAAUCUUGCCUUCACUCCACCACGUGAAAUUCCUUUGUUUGGAAAUCGCCGUUACAGGACGUAGACACUGCACUAUGUUCAUUCAUCGGCGAGUACAUCACCGCAACUCAUGCACUGGAAAAGUUAGACUUGAUGCUACGCAGCGAUCAAAUCGAAGACAAUGCUGGAGAUCCUUUCUUGACAACUUUCAUAGAAUCGCUUCCACGCAACAAAAGCAUUAAGCACCUCAAAGUCUGUGUAAGCCACAUGCAACUUGAACGAAUCAAGCUUUUGGCUGAUGUAAUUCUACUGAGCAAAUCAAUUCGAACCGUCUCCUUUAACGUUGAAAGGUCCUGCAAUGGGGGCAUGUUUUUUCGGCGCUUGUCGGUCGGCAUAGUGGACAAUUACCAGCUCCUCGGCGUCGCUUCAGGUUACUCGUCGGCGGGAGAUAAAGCUUUUGAGGAUUGGUAUGGUGUUCUGGAAGUUACACGCCGAAACAGUGAUCUACUUACGAGAGCCGCUGCAUUCGUGAACGGGGAUCGACAAGACAGAUGCGCUGCCUGCGCACUUGAUCGAGUCGUUCGUCACACUGCGCUGCCGGAGGAGGUUGCCAAGCAAGCUUCAGUGAGCGAGGCAGAUGCAUCUGCGAUGGUUCGCAGGGCAUUCGGGCGUCUGCAGGACUUGGACGAAUUCAUGCGACUCUCGGGAGUCGUGCGAGAGAGAGUUGUGUGCCACCCGCGCGACGACGGACGCGUCCAGUUGGACGGCCUCAACCACUAUUGCUGGGCUGCAGUGAGGCGAUACCUGUUCAUUGGUGACAUCAAGGACUCCACAUUUACGCGACCAAGCUCUUAUUAAACAAAGUGAACACUUUCGUUCAUCCUGAAAAAAGGCAGUCCUUGUAUCAUGCUUACCCCUUUAAAUAUUUUU
Molecule: messenger RNA, 2302 nt
Organism: Dermacentor silvarum
Lineage: Eukaryota; Metazoa; Arthropoda; Arachnida; Ixodida; Ixodidae
Exons: 2
Coding region: 1526-2230 (234 amino acids)
Source: RefSeq, a predicted model, not a curated record